Messenger RNA from Schizosaccharomyces octosporus yFS286, 508 nucleotides. RefSeq lists its product as uncharacterized. NCBI's taxonomy places the organism in Eukaryota, Fungi, Ascomycota, Schizosaccharomycetes, Schizosaccharomycetales, Schizosaccharomycetaceae. Gene Ontology annotation, molecular function: mating pheromone activity. The transcript is spliced from 2 exons. The coding region runs from base 166 to 303 and encodes 45 amino acids. The record is from RefSeq and is a predicted model, not a curated record.
GGUCGAUAACUUCGGAAAUUGUGAAGAAAAGGUAUAAAUACAGGUGAAAAUGUAACAAAAGUUCAAUAUUCAGAGCUUGAUUUCCAAUCUCAUUAAGCCAUCUUCUUUACCUUUUUUAUUUUUUGGUCUUUUUGCCCAUCGACAAACAUUAACAACAACAACAAGAUGGACGCUAUCAACAACAGUUCUAACAACGGCAACAACUCAUCUCUUGUCAACAAUGCUCCUUCCAAGCCAACUGUAACUACUAGCGGCGCUUCCUGGUACCAACCCAAACCUCCUGCCAUGUGUGUUAUUGCUUAAGCGACAUAAAUUGAUACUCAGUAUUUAUCUUUUUGUUGAAAUUUCCAAAGAUUCUAUAUGUCACUUUUCGUGGAUAUCUCUAACUAGCCUUUGGGAUACCCAGCUUUUUUAAUGUAGUUGUCCGUUAUUUAUAAAAUCUUUUUUUGAAUUAAAUUGAUGUAAACUUUGAAGUUUUUACCACUCACUUAAAACAACUUGAAAAUCA